AUGGAUGGUGAGGGCGUGGCCCAUCGGGUCCAGUCAAAUGAUGAGAUGGUGAAAGAUACGUACCGCCUGUCGCUACCGCUACCGCGACUACCACCUUAG
This is a messenger RNA of Colletotrichum truncatum, 99 nucleotides long. The record is from RefSeq and is a predicted model, not a curated record. Lineage: Eukaryota; Fungi; Ascomycota; Sordariomycetes; Glomerellales; Glomerellaceae.